This is a messenger RNA of Chaetomium strumarium, 483 nucleotides long. RefSeq lists its product as uncharacterized. The record is from RefSeq and is a predicted model, not a curated record. Lineage: Eukaryota; Fungi; Ascomycota; Sordariomycetes; Sordariales; Chaetomiaceae. The transcript has a single exon. Gene Ontology annotation, molecular function: protein binding. Bases 205 to 429 code for a protein of 74 amino acids.
AGCUCCUGGAAUUUGUGCAGUAGAACGACGUGAGGGAAGGCUUCCGCGUAUCCGGGGACUUGUCGCCCUUCGCCUGGUUGAGAGUAAGUCUAGCAUACAACGGUGGUUUGAGCAACGAAGAUUGGCUUACGUUGGCUGAGAUACGCGUGAGUGUUGAAGCCGUUCGCGACCGUUGCGAAGCUCUCGGAAGGAAACGAGCUGACGAUGGCGAGCGCCUUUCGUGCGCUUUAUCCCCUGCUCAACCGCUUGAAGGGCGACUUUGUUCGCUUUAGCGCUGGCCAGACAGUAGAGAAGGGCGUUAAUAUUACGGUAGUUAACAACAACGGCUUGAUACCCGUCUACUCUAUAGCUAUUAAUGGCUACCUUAAUACGGUUAAGUUUCUAGUUAACAAUGGUGUAGAUAUUACAGUAGCUAAUAACAACAGCUAGAUACCCGUUAUCGCUACUUUUUCUAAAGGCUAUCUUAAAGUGGUGGAGUUCCUA